This is a messenger RNA of Ustilago hordei, 672 nucleotides long. RefSeq lists its product as uncharacterized. Gene Ontology annotation, molecular function: ubiquitin binding. Lineage: Eukaryota; Fungi; Basidiomycota; Ustilaginomycetes; Ustilaginales; Ustilaginaceae. The record is from RefSeq and is a predicted model, not a curated record. The transcript has a single exon. The coding region runs from base 1 to 672 and encodes 223 amino acids.
AUGAACGACAGUCUUGGUGCGCUGCUAGCCAUUGUCGUACUCUGGUCGAUCUUGCGCUUCGCGUUUGGCGGCGGCUCCAACAGCAACUCGAAUGGCGGCCAUCAGGUACCAGCUCUCAACACCGCUCGCACACGUCAGGUCCCACAACACAUGGUUGACUCGGUCAAGACCCUUUUCCCGCACAUCUCUGACGCAUCUAUCCGCUAUGAUCUUCAACGCUCGGGUAGCGUCGAAGCUACCUGUGAACGCAUUCUCAACGAAGGUGGUCUGCCUUUACCACCUGCAGGCUUCUUCGGUACUGCGGAGCCAUCGACACCGAACGCAGCAACGCUUCGGGCGCAGAAUACUAAUCGCACUCCCAACGGCUCCGCCUCUGCAUCUGCGUCGUCGGUCAGCACGCCCAGCAAGUCUCCCAACUUGAUCUCUCGCUUCGGUCUUCAGUCCCGCAUAGCCAGCUCCGAUGAUCUGCCAUCAACGCCAAACUCACACACCAGCAACAACAGCCAAGGCAGUCCGAGCAGCUGGGCCACCACGCCAGAGGAGAGAGCAAAGCUGCUCAAGGAUCGCAAGGAGCAGAUGAUUUUAGAAGCUAGGAGGAAGCUGCUCGAGCGACAGCAGAAUGCGGCAAACGGCUCAAACCCUGUCGCAAAUGGCGCUUCUGCAUCGACGUAA